Messenger RNA from Trichoderma citrinoviride, 5166 nucleotides. RefSeq names its product ankyrin. Lineage: Eukaryota; Fungi; Ascomycota; Sordariomycetes; Hypocreales; Hypocreaceae. The transcript has 9 exons. Gene Ontology annotation, molecular function: protein binding. The record is from RefSeq and is a predicted model, not a curated record. The coding region runs from base 1 to 5166 and encodes 1721 amino acids.
AUGGCGAGGCUAAAAGUAUUUCAGCCGGACUCAUUCAGCGAGUCGAACAUGCCCGAGGAAGACAUCAUCCUCAUCAUCGAGGCGUGGUCCGCAGCAGAUUGUGACAGCGAUCAUGUUGCGGAAGAAUUUAAUUCUAACAAGUCCAAAAAGUCUCGCAUUUCACAAUUCUUUUUGCGAAUGGACGAUACCAACGGGGGCCCUUUCACGCUGGAGGGAGUCCAGGCCGAGGCCGAAGCUUUGCUGAAUGAUACUCGAGACCUUCGGCAGAAUAACACAGAUAAGCCACCGAUUGUAUUUUACGCGCAAGGUUUUGGGGGUAUCAUACUCAAGCAAGCUUUCAUCUGCUCGAUCCAUCGAUGGGAAGAUGAGCAGGCCUUAAAAUCUGCUAUAAGCCAGAUUUUGACGGCCCAACAUGCAGUAGACAAUGCGACAGCACUCGAUCAUUCUCAGACACUCUCCAAGGUGGUCACAGACGUCAACUCUACAUUUUAUGAGUCGAAUGCCAUGUUCAUGUGCAGUUUCACUAGCAUAGUACCAAGGGCGUCCGCUUUUCCUGAGUGGUUUAGGAGGCUACUUGCUGGAAACCACCCCGCCCGUUGGCGACAGUCCAAGUAUGACAUAUGCUACCCUGUGAUUAUACAUACAUAUACUUUUGGUGCACGGCUAACUUGCCCAUUCGAUGCAGCUACACAGAAGUUUGAUCAAUAUCUCUCCGCUGCUCUUGGUUACGCGGCUCCACAACAUCCAUAUCCUCAGUUCACUGAUGAAUCCCUAGACGACGAUUCCGGUCAAAGCUGGAUUACAUGGACAAGAAGUGGAGGGACAAGCUUCAAACUCGCAAGAAGGAACAACGCAGCCGGCAAAAUAAUAGGUCUUGAUGAUAAUAAAUCUGGAUUGAAUCCACACGUCAGGAAUCUUUCCGGGUUUGCCUUUGAUUUGUCUCCGAGUGCAGCUCAAUACGGCUCAAUGAGUGGGUUUCUGUGGACAUGGCUUUCCCAACUUCUCUUCCGGUUCAAGUUACGGCUCAGUCGUUCCCAAAAUUCUACCAUCAUCACUCCCGAAGAAUUGAGCCAACAUCUCGACGUGGUGGGCGAGGCAUACAGCCUCAAAGACGAUGAUCUCUUCCUCAUGUGUGUGUGUGCAUUCAAGGAGAGCAUACGAAUGGACGGAGUUUCCCCAACCUUGUUGGUUCUCGAUAAUGUUGACCCAAACAUUGAGUGGCAUGCUUCGCUAGCCAAGAAGCUACUCGAUGUAUUUCAAGGCGGCCAGCUACGCCUCAAAGUACUGAUAACGAGCCCGAACAUAGACGUGGUCAGAACUUCCCUCGGUAUUGCGCCUCAACGCUCCCAUCACGGGGCAAAACAGGCCUCAAGUUCUCAGGAAGAAUCCUUGGCGACGCCGGAGUCCAGCGGAGUCGAUUUCAAGAUAACGGAAUUGGAGUCCGCUGACAGCGUCGUAUGGCAUAUCGCUGAAAAGUAUCACCCUCCCAUUCAGAGAAUGCGAUCGGCAGUCACUAGCUUCACCCCUUGGCUCAGAAGCGUUAUCCAUCGAUGGCUACAUGACGAUGCCAAUCAUACUCAUAUAAGAGGCAUGAUAGAUGAGAUCCUGUCUUGUCCCACGGAGCAGUCGGCUAUCCGAGCCAUUCUCAACUCGUUGUCUGUGAAUCAACCCCUGGCAAGAUCAGCAAUAACGAUAAUCCUAUGGUGUAUGCAACCCCUGAAAAAGGCGGAGUUUGAGCUACUUCUCGACGUUGCAAUGGCAUCACCCGCCAAUCUCGACAAAGUCACUUAUGAGGAAGUUGAGUCACUAUUUUAUGGCCUUGUAAUCGUACUGCGAGGCCGGGUGUUGUUGGCUAAUGACAUGGUAAGGGAAGCCUUACAGCCACAUGGCGUUGCCACGGGCGUCAAAUGGUGUAGGGAGGAAACUCAGUCUCAUUCAGAUCUGGCAGAUUGGUGCCUGGAUUAUCUUCAAUUGCCGGAAAAUCAGGAUAUCCUCACUAAGAUCGAAGAAAGUGAUGGAGCAUCAGGUCGUGAUGCCAGACACGGUCUUCUCUGGUAUGCAGUUGACCACUGGGCUGAGCACGCCCGCCGAAGCAAAGGCUGCUGGAGACCUGAAUGGAAAAGCUUCCAGAAUUUACUCGGACACGAGGGGGAACGGCUGAAUUCAUGGGCUGUGGCCAAAUCUAAACAGCAGCCCGCUCUGCCCUCUCUCGCGGCCGGUCCGCGCACAGCGCUCCCCAUCCUGGCACAGCACGGCCUUCAGUCCGCAGUCGAGAUUGUAGUGGAAAUGACCAGGAGACAGAAUGCCUUGGGUAAUGAGUUGGCAGAUGCCUUCAUCGCCGCCGCAAGCAGUGGCCAUCUGGAGACUAUCCGUGUCUUGGCUCAACAACCCGAGUUUCGAUGGUUUGACGCUAGCCAAGCUGUCUUGGCAGCGAUUGAAUCCGGAGUCGAAGACAUUCUUGUCGAAGUCAUUAUCCAUGCCGAACAACUCGGACUAAAAUUUGGUGACCCUUCAAAAUACUUAGCCCGGGCUGCUUCACUCAAUAACUUGGCCGCGGUGCGACUUAUCCAAGAUAGGAUCCUCAAACACAAACCCCUCGAUGAGCUUUCCAAGUCUUCUUUCCCAUUGAAUCUUGCAUGUUACAAGAGGAAGCAAGACAUGCUACUAAGACUGCUUGGACUCGGCAUUGGCCCAACCGCUGAUUCAUUGAGGGAGGCGGACGAGUAUGGCCAUAGUGCCGUGGCUUCCUCCAUCCUGAACUGGGCAUCGCGGAAUUCGCUCAACCUACUCAACGAAAGCAUUUUCCAACUAUCAGCGUCCUUUUGGUCCAACGUAGAGAAUGCGAAGCUCUUGCUUUCUCAUCUGACGCAGCCAAAACACUUUGACCAAAGCGACACGCUGUUUGGAAAGGCAGUUUUGGCCUUUUUCAGUACGGGGGCAAUUGAGGCUGCGCAGGAAUUGCUUCGGCCGCCCAUGACAGUGAACGAGGAGAUCUUCUGUGCUUUACUGGGCACUGCCGAUGAGGAAGCGAGUGAGCAGCUGAUCAGGCUUAUCUGCAGUGUAGGUGCGCGGUCAGAUAUUGACAUGAGUCACCCGGCAGUGCAUGAAAGGAUCCUCGCCGACAACUUUAUACAAAACUCCAUAAACAGCGGCUCCAUUGCCGCUCUUUUGGAGUAUAAGUUGGAUCCAAACAUGGAAAUACCAAGCCUUGAACGGUCCAUGUUGGGAUAUGCAGCUUAUAAGGGCAAGAUCGAUGCCGUGCGGGCUCUCCUUGCUGCUGGUGCCAAGGUCGACGCGGGAGGAGACGACUGGACACCGCUGCAUUGCGCAUAUGACAACUCUGAUAUCACCGCUCUGCUCCUCGAAAAUGGCGCGGAUGUCGAUAUCAGGGAUAGUGCAAAGCGGUCGGCCCUGUACUUUGCUUCGAAAUGGGGGAAUGUUGGGGUCGUGAGCGCUAUACUGGAGAAGAAGCCGAGCAGGGACACGCUGGAGCAGGCCCUGGGCAGCGCGCUCGGCAACAGCCAAACAGAAGUUGCUAAGGUCCUCACUGGACAUGACGCUGACCUGACGGUUGAGUCAUCGGAUGCCGUAGAGUGGUUGGCAAACGCCGUAUGGGCGUCCAAUGCCGCUCUUGUCCACUUGAUACUCGAUUGCUGUAGACGCCUAAACAUUAACUAUGUGAGCGGCAACAGAUGGUCAACGGCAGCUCUCCAUUGUAUCGACCACAGCACGGAGCCGUCUAUCGUCCGCACGCUCAUAACCAGAGGCGCCGACGUCAACGUCGCGGACUGGCACAAUGAAACCCCCCUCUGUUGUGCGGCCGAAGCAGACAACAUCAGCGUGGCACGAUGUCUUGUUCGACGGGAAGCAAAAGUCAACGGGUCCGAAAACCAACCACUUGCACUCGGUGCGGCUUGCAAAAGCGCAUCGCCCGAGUUCGUCAAGUUCCUGGUUGAUGAGGGCGCCGACGUCAAUGCAGUCUGCUACGCAAACCCUGGCACGGCCCUGCACGCUGCUUUGCUACGGUCCGAGGACGAUAGUGAAGAUGCGAUGAGGAAGGCACAGAUACUCGACUAUCUCCUAGACAUGAACGGCAUCGACGUGCAAAUUAAGAGCCAUUCGUGGGGUUCGGUGCUCAACGUCGCCGCCAUGAAUUGCCAGCUGGCCAUUGUCACGCGGCUCUUGAAGAUGGGCGUCACCGCCAACGAUGUCGACCAUCUGGGCCGGGAGCCGAUUCAUUUUGCGCUGCUGCAGUCAGUGGAAAUGGCUCAGUCGCUGCUACGAGAGAAGGGUGUCACUUUGGACAGCAAAGAUAAUCUGGGCCGACAUGCUCUCCAUUUCGCAGUGCAAAGCCAGAGGCCAGAUGUAGUCGAGUUUGUCCUCCGUGAGCGGCCACUUCUCGUCAAUGAGCCAGACAUUCACGGGUGGACACCAUUGCUCUGGGCGUUGCGACCACCUCCGCCUUUCGGUAAUUUGACAACCGAAGAUCAGCGCAGGGACGUAUUAAAGCUGCUGCUUGGCAAAGGCGCGAGCAAGUUUGUCAAGGGAGAUGGUGCUGACGAUGAGGUCUGGACACCAGUGAGACUAGCAAGCUACUGUAACCUGAAUACAGACGUGCUGGACUUGGUGAGACCGAGCGAAGAGGAGCUACGACAGUGUAAAGGGGACGACAGGGAUAUAUGGACCGAGGCCGCCAAUCGUCGCGGCAAGCUCGAAACUGAUGGAUACUGUGAUAUUUGUUUAACGGCCUCAAUCGGAGUAAACUAUCUGUGCUGCGAGGUCGAGUGUGUCGUUGCUGGCUUCUACAUGUGCUGGAAAUGCGCUUUGAGUCAAGAGUUGCUGCACCCUGGUUCCUCGCACGUCCUCUCUGCAUCAGGAGAGGAGACAGAAAUUACUGAGGGAUCUGCUGCGCCAAGCGGAGAAGCUUCGCAGGACAUGGAGGGUGACGGUGUCAAAGAAGAGACAGUCGGAGAAGAUGGCAAUGACGGCGAUGACGGCGAUGAUGGCGAUGAUGGCGAUGAUGGCGAGGGGGACGAUGAUGACGACGAGGGCGGUGAGGAAGAUGAGGAAACUGAAGGUGAAGGGUUUCCUGUGUACCCGGCGUUUCCCAACAUACAACUGAGCAUCUACGAAGCCCUUGUAACGACGACUGGCUGGAUAUCAUGA